Schizophyllum commune H4-8 is the source of this 1439-nucleotide messenger RNA. RefSeq lists its product as uncharacterized. The transcript is spliced from 4 exons. Bases 134 to 1222 code for a protein of 362 amino acids. NCBI's taxonomy places the organism in Eukaryota, Fungi, Basidiomycota, Agaricomycetes, Agaricales, Schizophyllaceae. The record is from RefSeq and is a predicted model, not a curated record.
AGUUUCCACAAGUUCUGAGGUCUGCAAUCGAGAGUUAGCCUCGGCCCUCGGCGUUCGCGAACGUCUCCUUUUGGACUCCGUCAUCGAGUUCCCCGCAGUCAAUUGAUCACUUCCUGCCUUGCCUCACGCUACCAUGGUAGCCUCCCAAGACGUACCUGCCAUCGAGCAGAUCCUCGACCCUCUUUGUCCGCCAAACGACCCUCCGCCCCCUUAUCCCUCUCGCGAACACAGAACGCGGCGUGCGCGGGCAAAUCGGCACUUGCAGCGUAUCUCGACGGCUGGUAGCGGCAAUGAAUCUACGGCACCAGAGUCGCACUCAGACAACGAGGCGCGCCAGUCCCCAUAUCUGCUAGAUGGAGACUCGAUCGACGCGACGGAGACGACACCAUUCCUUUCCCCUUCAUCGCCGCGGACGUCGCACAGGAACUACUCCGGUCGCCCGCGCUCACUAUCGCAUAGUACCGUAUUCUCAGCAAAUUCCAUCGCCCCCUCGCUUGCCCAGACAGUCGUGUCACUGUUCGACACUGAUGAUACGCUAGAGGGGGGUGACGAUACCCUCAUCAGCACACCGCCGAACGAUGCGCCCCAGCCGCAGGCAGAUCGGAGAGAAGGAUUGCUUACACGGCGAACAUGGCAACGUUACUUCCGGCCUGUAACUCAGUGGGCGUACUACAAGUCGUUGCUACACCUGCUUGUCUUCAACUUUCCUUAUGCCCUAGCCGCAUGGGUAUACCUCUUCGUGUUCACCUUGACGGGAACAGUUCUUCUGAUUGCUCUGCCCCUCGGAGCAGUUCUAUGCUUCUUUGGCAUGAUUGGCGCUCGCGCCUUUGCACGCGGAGAGCUCUACUUGCAAUGGCUCUUCCAUCGCCCUCUCAACUACCCUGCGCCGUAUCCCGCACGCCCAAUAUUCACGCGCGUGCGUCCCCCUACUGCGUCAGAGGUCGAGGCUGGCCUGGCCGCCCAUGAUUCCCUCGUACCGGAGAGGUCAUUCUACAAGAACACGUACUCGAUGGCGACGGAUCCCACGACUUAUCAAGCACUGUUCUACUUCCUUGUGGUCAAGCCCGGGAUCACGUUGAUUCUCUUCCUCCUUUUCCUUGUCCUUGGCAUUCCUGCGCUUGCUCUGGUCGUGACGGCACCCGCCGCUUUGCGUGCUAUGCGGCGCCUCGGAGUAUGGCAAGCGAAUAUAGCCGUGGAGGGGCUUUACCUUGCCGUUAGAUGAGGUGCGAGCGACGCGCCCAUCGGCGACCAGUGAUUACCUUCGCGGGAUUGCGACGGGGGACCUAUCUAUGGUGGAUCGUAACUUGGUGGUAUUCUUGUACUUGUACGUACUUACCCAUUCGCUACUAAUCAUACAGAUACGCUUCUUCGAUAUUGCAGAUCAUACUAUUCAAGCAGUUGAGCACAUUCGAGCGUUCUCUUCUGGUCUCUCCAUGAGC